UUUUAGCACUUAAAUCCCAUGGAUUCCUUGUUUAAAUGUUAUUGCUGUCACCAGCCCUGAAUAAAUGUUGAACUAUGCAUAUUAUAUUUGCAUUUACACAAUACUUAUUUUACAAAUCUGCCGCAUAAGAUUGCAAUGUCCGAAGAAAACUAGAACACCUCGUUUGGGCAACUAAUGCCAAGAGCACCCACAUUACCCAAGCCAUCCGAAAACUUACACAAACAUAUCAAAAACAGGACGCGGCGCAAAAUGCCGGCCAUAAACUGGGCCACGGGCCAGAGGAGCCAGAGAAUGUUGGAAUAUGGGACUUAAAACGUAGGAUGGCAAACAGCUCGACGGGCACAUUGUGGGAAUAUUUAAAAUUGGCCACGUGUUGUUCUUGCCGCUCAACUUCAGCUACCAGCUACCAGCUUCCGUUUGCCAUAUGACAUUUUUUUGCGCUUUUAGUUAUUUUAGAUUGCCCCGACAAGCUUACCGUGCAAGUGCAAUUUGAAAAUAUGUUAACCCUGCGAUUUUGGGCGCCCAAGUACCGCCAGCAACGCGAGCCAGCGGAAGAUAUUGCAGCAGUUCGUGUCAGGGCGUAUGCGCGAUAUUAACAAGAGCAACAUCCAACAAGCAACAACAGCGAAAAACAGCGCAACGGAAUCCCCGUCGAGGCAGGGAUAAAUUUACACAGGCUCCAGCGGCCCAACGCCGCCAGACAGCCAAUGUGACCCAGUUAAGGCCAAAGGAUUUAGCUGGCCAAGGACCGCGACCAAGGAGCAAGGAAGCGAAUCGGCAGCCCGGGUAGCGCGAAACACGUUCAAUCCCAGACUCGACACGGAGCAAGGAUUAUCAAUUUGCUUGGCACUUUAAUGGAGUUGGCCAAGAUGCCGCGGCGCCUGAUCCUGUUGGCCCUGCUCAUCUGCUUGCCGGCUAUCAGAGGGCAGUCGGAGGAGACAUCAAUAUUAAACAGCAAUGGAACAAAUGGGCGAGCAUUUCAAAGGACUCAAUCAAGGCGCGAGGCAUUAAUUCCGGCGACAACGCAAAUGGCCCAAACGGCGGACAAAGCCAGCGCAUUUGGGCCAACAAUGGCUGCAGCCUUGGAUGCAGCCCCGAAUCGCUCCCGCAACAAUGUGGCCAUUAAUAACAUUAACAACAAUGGCGAUCAGCGGCUGACCGCUGCCCUCGAGGCGAAUCUGAUUAUGAGCAAUCGCAAUAUCCACGAGCAGCAGAGCUACAUCAUCACGCAGGACAACGCCACAUCUGCAGGAGCUUCCCCUUCUUCCAGUGGCCCCAAUGCAACGGCAUUCGAUGCCACCGCAGCAGCAGCAGCAGCAGUAGCAGCAGCAACCGCCACAGAACCUGCCCCAACAACACCAGCAGCGCCGACAACAACAACGAGGAGAACAACCCGCCGACCGGUGGCAACAACAACGCUGAAGCCACCGCCAACAAUAGAUGAUUACCAGACAAUAAUUAGCCAGGCCGGCACCCAUGCCUAUCUGCCGUGCAAUGUUAAGCAGCUGGUGAAGAAGCCGAUUUCCUGGCUGCGGAUGAGAGAUGGCCACAUUCUCACCGUGGAUCAAACCACCUUCAUCGCAGAUCAGCGCUUUCAAUCGGUAUUCUCUCCGAAUCCCGAACGCUGGUCUCUGCAAAUUAAGUACGUUCAGCUGAAGGAUGAAGGAACCUACGAGUGUCAGGUGUCUACGGAGCCCAAAGCCAGUGCAAUUGUUCAUCUAAGGAUUGUGGAGCCGAAAACCGAAUUAAUUGGCGAGUCAACGCGACAUGUGAAGGCCGGAAGUCAAGUGAAAUUGCGUUGCAUAAUUAGCCAGGCUCUGGAGCCGCCGCUUUUCAUUAAUUGGUUUUACAAUCAGAAGCAAAUCUAUUUGCAUAAUCGUCGCGGCUGGCGUACGGAAAUUGAACGCAUCGAUCUGCCAGCGGAAGUGCCGACAACCAGCACCACCACCACCACAACAACAACAACAACCACGACCACCACCACUACAACGGCAGCAACACCACCAUCAACACCAACAACAGCACAGACGACAGCCACAGGAUCAACAGCAGGAGCCACAUCCUCGGAGUCGGUUAAUGGUUUAGUAACCAUAACACGUUCAUAUAUUUUAGAUGCCAUGUCCCAGAAUGAUGUGGCCGAGUCGGGAGUGGCUUUUGUCACGGAGACGUCGACAGCCCAGCUGCUUGCCGAUGUGGAUGCCACAUCUUCGACUUCGGGGACGACGACAGGAGCAGGACUCCUCACCUCGGCAGCUGCAGCCUCCUUAGCAGCGGCAGCAACUGCAGCAGCAGCAGCAACAGCAACAACUGUGGCGACAGGUGACUCCACUGCGGCAACAACCUGGCUGUCGACAACAGAGGCUGCAGCAACGACGGCUGCCACAACGACAACAACCAUGCUGCCAAGCAGCAGUUUCAUUAAGCAGAUAACAACGGCUUCUCUCAUCAUUCCGGCCGUAGUCAAACUGGAUUCCGGCAACUACACGUGCAGCCCCUCGAACAGUGCCCCCCGCACCAUUGUGCUCCACGUGCUGAACGGUGAAUAUUCCGCUUCGGCCAUUAAGUCGGGCAGUGUCAGCUGGAGUGCGCUAAUUGGAUGUCACGGCUAUUUGCACUGGCGGAAUGUUUCAACGCUUCUGACACUUCUGUGGAUUAUUAAAUUUGCACUGGCCAGGGACAUCUGCCAGCCGAUUGCCAGCAAGGAGGCCACCGCAAGGACAUCGGGCUCGCAGCCAGGAGCAGAAGGAGGCGGGCCGACAGGACCCAAAUCAGGGGUCGGCUUCAUCGGAGUCAGCAGCUCAAUUAGUGCCACCAAAGUGCCGGAGGACAAAACCUGAGUCGCCUGGCUGCUUGGAUUUUUUGCUAUAAAGGAGGCUACAAACUAAGAUUUUACUCGAUUUAAAUACAUAAUAUCACAGAGCAAGGAUGUUGGAGAAGGUCAUUCAUCAGCUAGGCAAUAUUUACAGGACUACUCACACGAAUUCCCCUACUAUCCGAACUUGAUUCAUGUUUAUUUUCCAUCUGGCUGUACAUUAAUAUUGAAAGUCACGUAUAGGUUCCAGCAUAUCGGAUAUUUUGAUGAAAACGUUGCAAGAAUUGUGUAAAUAGAAUGCACAGAAUUCGCCUUUGACAGAUAAGAAACAUUUUUACUGCGUUACUUAAUUGGGAUCUGCCAUGGUUGUAUCAUAAAUAAGUUAACUAGUCUCAAAGGAUGCGAUUCUAAAGGGAAAUCACUAGUAAAUUGUCAAGGCAGUUGGUUUAAAAAGGAAUUUUAUGAAACGGAACCGAAGAGUUCAGCUCAUUAGCGAAAUUACGACUAAGUAAGAAAACAAUUUAAUUAAUGUUUAUUUGGUUUCCUUAAGCUAUAAAUUGUAAAUAUGUACGUAUAACUUCAAAAUAUCCCUGAUUUCUUUAGACUAAAAGUACAUUUUUAUGCAUACAAAAUAAUGAUUAAUGAAUAUUGAAAAACAAUGUAAAUAAACGGGUGUUAUUGCGUUCCAUUCAAAUAAAUAACCAAAGCAAGCCAAAAAUUAAAUGUAAACAUUAGUUAGUAUAUAAAAGACUUACUAAAAUUUUAGACGCAGCCAAGCCAAGAAAAACCAAACCCAAAAUAAAACCGAAACUUAAUCAACUAAAUAAACAAAAUUGUAAGGAGUUGCUCCAACGUUGCGUAUACUUGAUUUGCAACUUCAAAUUUUAAGGGGAUGCCAAUGGAAUGGAAAUUAAAAUGAAAUGGAAAAUCAAUUGAAAUGAUAUGAAGUGUUUGCAAUAAUUCUUAAG
Drosophila ficusphila is the source of this 3780-nucleotide messenger RNA. RefSeq names its product mucin-5B (gene dpr15). The coding region runs from base 855 to 2837 and encodes 660 amino acids. NCBI's taxonomy places the organism in Eukaryota, Metazoa, Arthropoda, Insecta, Diptera, Drosophilidae. The transcript is spliced from 6 exons. The record is from RefSeq and is a predicted model, not a curated record. Gene Ontology annotation, cellular component: neuron projection membrane. Gene Ontology annotation, biological process: synapse organization.